Echinostoma caproni is the source of this 429-nucleotide messenger RNA. The record is from the annotation of a GenBank genome assembly. Lineage: Eukaryota; Metazoa; Platyhelminthes; Trematoda; Plagiorchiida; Echinostomatidae.
AUGUUCCAUUGGUUGUGUUGUAUCCAUUCUGUUCUAUUCAUCUAUCUACUUCAAACUGUUCAUUGUGAAAUACUGAAGGACGCGGAAAUUUCGCAAUACCAAAAUGUGUUGAAACCUAUUCUACACAGUCGAUUUGAAGCCAUCAAACUGGUUCCAAUCGAUUGCACAUUCACAGUCGAUAGGAUAUACAUUCCGGUGCCUAAUCAAGGAAAUAAACUCAAGCACAAACAGAAUGGUCAGAUCGGUUUCGUCAACGGUCACAGUGCAUGUGCCAAUACAAAUGAGAAGCUGGAUGAUGAUGAUGAUGCUGACGACGAUGAUGAUGAUGAUGAUAAUGAUGAUGAUCAUAUUGAUGAUGAUGAUGAUGGUGAUGGUGAGUCGGAUGAUGAUGAUGUUGAUGAUUCGGAUGAUGAUGAUAACGACGUUUAG